Perkinsus marinus ATCC 50983 is the source of this 161-nucleotide messenger RNA. RefSeq lists its product as hypothetical. The record is from RefSeq and is a predicted model, not a curated record. The annotation marks the transcript as partial. NCBI's taxonomy places the organism in Eukaryota, Perkinsozoa, Perkinsida, Perkinsidae. The transcript has a single exon.
AUGAGCCAACGUCAUGCAGAAGAGGCUGCUAUAUGGCAAGCUGAACGGCAGCAACAUCUACAGUCAGCUGUAGCAUGGCUUGCACAGAAGAAGGUCUAUGAGAAGAAGUUGGCUACAUGGAAAGAGGAGAAGGAGAGCUUAUUGGAAGAGAUAGGUCAUUU